GAGUGGGUCAAGCCGACUCUCCGCCGCCUGGAGUUCAUCUCCAAACCACCAAAUCUCAUCUUUCACCGGGAGAUUGACUCUCAACGCGUUAAACUGUCAGACUAGAACUUUGACUUUUCUUCUCCUGAACUUUUUUCGCUCUCAGCGGAUGCAGAGAUUACAUGAAAAUAUUUCAGAACGGAUGUUGGAUGGAUUCUUUUUUUUUUGCUUUUGGUGCUUAAAACUUCCAAGUAGGUUAGUGGAGGAAACGGAGGACUGAAUGUCAAAGUUUGUGAAAAUACGGUGCAUGUUUGAGCGUCUGUGAGUGUGUCAGUUUGUGCGACAGAGGAAAGCCUUUGAAAGUUUGGGAAGUGUUUGGUCCAAUGCGUCCGGAGCGACCGGUUAAAGAGCAGGAACAACAACGGAGAACGACACAUAGAGGGGGAGGCAGGAGUUUAGAUCAGCGGGGUCUGCAGCGACUUACUGGCUGCUGGACGUUCAUGUCUCCUCUCCCGACUGGCUCCGAGGUUUCUACUUCCUGUGACAUCAUCACACCAUGCCUGAGGGGUCACGGCGUGGCAGCCAGCGAUCGCCUAGUACCACAGGUAAAAGAGAAGGGGCCGCCAAGCGUCCCUCCUCAGUCUCAUCUCUGAGUGGGAUUGUAAGUAGGAUGAUGUCAUCUGGUGAACGAGGAGCCUCGUCCUCCUCCUGCACCUCCGUCAACACCGUAUGCUCGGAUGGCGAACGCCCCACCUCCCUCUCUCUCUCCUCCUCUGCCUCCUCAGUCUCCCUGCAGGAUGCCUCCCACUCCUCUUCUUCCUCCUCCUCCUCUUCUUCACUGCCGUAUGGCGCAGUGCCGACCUACAAUGCCUCCUCGUCAUCCUCAUCAUCCUCCACGCCAAAGAGGAAUGGCUCAGACAUCAGCCUUGACCUCACUCCCCUCGUCACACCACAUGGCGGAGGAGGGAUUCCUCUGGGAGGAGGAGGUGGUGUUUGUGUUGCCAGGGUGACAGGAGGAGGACACCCCGCUGAAGGACAUGUAGCCAAUGCGAUGGCUGUGGCGACGGUGGCUAGGCCCAGGCAGCUUUCACGGCUGGAGAGAGUGGUGAUGGAGAUCGUAGAGACUGAACAAGCCUACGUCAGAGAUCUGAAGAACAUCGUGGAGGACUAUCUCGGCUGCAUCAUCGACUGUGGAGCUCUGCCGCUGAAGCCGGAGCAGGUCAGCACUCUGUUCUGCAACAUAGAGGACAUCUACGAGUUCAACAGUGAUCUCCUGGAGGAUUUAGAGAGGAGUCCUCACGCGGCAGCCAUCGCUGAGUGCUUCGUAGAGAGGAGUGAAGCGUUUGACAUCUACACACUCUACUGCAUGAACUACCCCAACUCAGUGGCAGUACUGAGGGAGUGCAUGAAGAACGAAAGUCUGGUUCAUUUCUUCCAGGAGCGACAGAUGACUCUGAACCAUUCGUUACCUCUGGAGACGUACCUGCUCAAACCAGUGCAGAGAAUCCUCAAGUACCACCUGCUACUACAGGAACUUUCCAAACACUUUGAUAAAAGUGCCCCUGGAUAUGAGGUUGUUGAGGACGCCAUCAUCACCAUGACAGCUGUCGCCUGGUACAUUAACGACAUGAAGAGAAAACAGGAACAUGCUGUACGGCUGCAGGAAAUCGAGUCCCUGCUGGUGAACUGGAGUGGGCCAGACCUCAGCGGGUUCGGAGAGCUGGUUCUGGAGGGCUCCUUCAAGGUCCACAGAGUGAAGAAGGAGAGAGCGUUCUUCCUGUUCGAUAAGAUGCUGCUGAUCGCCAAGAAGAGGCUCGAACAGUUUAUCUAUAGCACACAUAUAUUCUGCUGUAAUCUGCUGCUGGUGGAGACGCUGAAGGAUCCGUUGUGUUUCAGAGUGUCAGACCAGACGAUUCCCAAACAGCAGCACAUCGUCCAGACAAAGAACCAGGAGGAGAAGAGACUGUGGGUGCACUACCUCAAGAGACUGAUCGUAGAAAACCAUCCUGCUUCACUCCCACAGAAGGCGAGACAGGUCCUGGGAGACAACUUCUGUCAAUCGCCCCAGUUUGACCAGGACAACCUAAAGAAGUCCUCUGCCUCGCCACGACUGGAUGACAUCUACAGCUAUCACAGAGGAAGACGUCAAUCAGGUCAGGAGCCUCCAGAGCUGCUGAUGUACACACCUGAGAAGUCCAGGAAGAGUCUGCCGCUACUGCUGGAGGGAAACCUGCCAUACAGACGCACCAGGAGACAGUCAGGUAGACAGAAACACCUGGGGACAGUCAGGGAGACAGAGACAGAAAAAACAGGAGACAGUCACGUAGACAGAGACAGAGAAACCAGGAGACCGUCAGGUAGACAGAGACAGCUAAUCUAAAUCAACAGUUGAGGACAGAAGUGUCCGUCCUCCACUGAGGACCGAUGCUGUCAGUCAGUGUUCAGCUGUGAAAAGUUGAUGAGAUUAUGAACAUUUUUCCUGAUAAGUGUGCAAAAAAAACUCACAGAAUGAUGACUCACAGAAACUUGGUAUUGAGUAAUAAUAACAACAAAACCUGUCAGGUCAGAGUUUUAACCAUGAGCCAACAGAUCAAACAAAGUCUCUGUUUAUUUUUCAGCUCCAGCUAAAGAUAUUGAAGCAGCGUUUCAUCCCAAUGGUGAGAAUCUGUCUGAGUCAACUUGAGGAUCAUACUAAUGAUAAAGAUGUACUGCACAAUACAAAUUCAACAGACCAACCAGGCCUGCUGAACGGUUGAAAUCAGACAUCACAGAAUAUUUGACACAGGCUUAUUGUUGUUGUGGUGUGGUUGCUAAGAAGUUAAGUGCCUGUCUAAUGAUAACAUCUGUCUCCUAUCUGUCACACUCUUCCUCUCUUCUCCCUCCUGACUUUCCCACCACCCGGGGGAAUCCUGCAGCU
Molecule: messenger RNA, 2896 nt
Organism: Seriola aureovittata
Lineage: Eukaryota; Metazoa; Chordata; Actinopteri; Carangiformes; Carangidae
Gene: plekhg2
Product: pleckstrin homology domain containing, family G (with RhoGef domain) member 2
Exons: 14
Coding region: 536-2359 (607 amino acids)
Molecular function (GO): guanyl-nucleotide exchange factor activity
Source: RefSeq, a predicted model, not a curated record